Molecule: messenger RNA, 2333 nt
Organism: Linum trigynum
Lineage: Eukaryota; Viridiplantae; Streptophyta; Magnoliopsida; Malpighiales; Linaceae
Source: the annotation of a GenBank genome assembly
GUUAUUUGGGCCAUCCAAGAGCGAAGAAUUCAGCCUGCACGUCGUGAAUACCUUCCCAAAUCCUUUUACUUCACGCAGACGAAUUUACCCUAGUUGUUGAUGACUCGGAAUCGGACUCGGAGGCGGUAGCGUGGCCGCUAACAAUAUCCUCGUGACAAAAUUGUGGUUUAACCCUAGUUCAACCGUUAGUACAGUUAAAUACCAUCUAUCGAUUUAGCCUACAAUACUGGUAUUUUGUGGUUGAAUCCUCGGUACGGUUCAAUGGAGCAUGCCUCAGACUCGGACUCGGCGGUAGCGUCGCCGGAGCGGAAGAAGCCCCGGCGGAGGUGGUGGGAUAGUGGAAUUGUUUCUGGUUCCUUAAAUAAGGUGACCAUCUUUCUGAUGGGCCGAAAAAACAAGACGGCGGCCUAUGAUCACAACGACACCGACCCGGCGGGAAUCCGCACCGCCACCGUUACCGUCGCCCCCAGCUGCGAUUUCCGCGGGAUAAUCGCGCAGAUGGGUCUCGCACUCGUAGAUUCGAAAUUAUAUGCUUUUGGUGGUAAUGACUUUAAUACCUCUCCUAAUGGUAUUGACGAUACUGAUGACGAUGGCUUCCCGUACUGGAAAUACCCGCGAGAUCUGUACGUCUGCGAUCUGGGAACGGACCCCGACAUCCAAAAGCAACCCCUCGAGUUCAAGCAAUACGCAGACCGUCUGAAGGGACCCAAGGUCAGGCCGAUCCACGUUCCUUACAAGGAUGACAAGAUUUUCAUAUUGUCGAGCGCUUAUCACCCCUUGUCGUUCAGAGGUCCGCACCCCGACCUCUCUGCUCCUUGUGAGGUUUUGAACCUCAAGGAUCUCUCCACGCAAGUCGUUGAUCUGCCAUUGGAGAUGUGGGAUCCCCGUUUGAUCCCAUCUUGCUCUUUGCUUCCAGGUUACAUGGGUCAUAUAGUUGUAGGGAGGGAAUUGAUUGUUUAUAUGCACAAUCAUGUUGGCGAACGUGUGUUUGCUCUUGACAUGGAAGAGCUAAAGUGGCGUCGCAUCAUUACUGAGUGUGAUGAUGAUUAUUACGAAACACCUAUGAUACCCAACCUGUUGCUGAUGAUCUACCCAUGGGUUCGGUUUCCUGAGGCGUACUGUUCGAAUCUUGUUCACAAUGGUCGGUUGUUUAUGGUGGAAAGGCAUGGUCAUCAUCGCCCCUUUGAUGUCAUCCUUGUUAAGUUCAUGUCAAAUGCUUCGGCAAGUUAUGCUGAUCUGCUGCAGCAGGAACACAAGACUAGGAAAUCGUGUGCUCUUUCUGAGUUAGCGUCGCGCCUACCAGCUGAUUGUCUAUAUGGGGACGCAAUGGUGGUUCCUUUUGGAGAUGGUGAUGUCUACUGUCUCUUUCUCUGGUGGGGACUUGAUCCGUUCAAAAUGAAGAACCAGUUCAAGGUUUACAAGUUUAAAUUGGUUGAUGAUAAUGGUGGUUGUGAAAUCUUAGGCGCGGUGGAGGAUUUCGGUGUUUUUGCACAUGAUUUUGGUUCCUCUAAAAUCACUGUCUUUACCCGCACCAGCUAUAUAGAGACGGGUGUUUGGUGAAGGAGCUGCUGGAUUGCUCAGCCAUGUGAAAUCUUUGCAUCGGAUUCUCUCUAUAGUGGUAAGUUUUUUUGUUCCAAGUACCAGUUGCUAUCCUUUCUUCCUUCUUAGUACUUGACACUCUGUUUGUUUCCAUGUGGAUAUUAUGGUUGUUUAACUUUCCUAGACUUGGCUUGUCCUCGAGUGUUUUAAGAGUGAGGAUUCUCCUAUCUAUUACCUACCCGUCAUCCUCCAUUGAUGGAACUAAUGUCACGGCCUGUGUUCAUUUUUGUGUGGUUUCUCGUGGGACUGGGAAAAGGAGAAGAAACAAACUGUCACCCUGGUGACCUGUGCAUAAAUAUGCUUGUGUGUUUGAAUUCUCUACCGUCUUUUGUGCUGUUUUUCCUUUUAGUGCCUUUGCAAGGUGCUGAGCUCAUCUCUUGUUUUGACUAGUUGGGAGAUUUUGGCACGCCGGUCUCAGGGCAAUGUGAUUGCAGGGCUCCAAAAUUUCCAGGGCUACUUGUGGAGGAUUGGGCUUGUAGCUGAUUUCCAGUUUCGCUGGCUGAACAUGGGGGGCUUCUUUGCUUUUUGUGGUGUCGUCUUAAAUAUCUAGUGUGAAUCUGUUAAAUUAAAUUAGAUGUUUCCCAUGCUCUGAAUAGCUUUUUCAUCUGCACUUUGGACUACUGGAAUCUGUGGGAAACAUGAUUAUUUGCAGUUUUUGGGUAUUUCGUAUUAGUGUCGGUUUUAAUGAUUGGGGGAUUAUUUGGGUAAUUGGGGAAUAAACAGGGAGCCUAUUG